Pistacia vera is the source of this 1577-nucleotide messenger RNA. Its product is annotated as trifunctional UDP-glucose 4,6-dehydratase/UDP-4-keto-6-deoxy-D-glucose 3,5-epimerase/UDP-4-keto-L-rhamnose-reductase RHM1-like. The transcript has 2 exons. The record is from RefSeq and is a predicted model, not a curated record. Lineage: Eukaryota; Viridiplantae; Streptophyta; Magnoliopsida; Sapindales; Anacardiaceae. The coding region runs from base 183 to 1385 and encodes 400 amino acids. Gene Ontology annotation, molecular function: dTDP-glucose 4,6-dehydratase activity; UDP-L-rhamnose synthase activity; UDP-glucose 4,6-dehydratase activity. Gene Ontology annotation, biological process: UDP-rhamnose biosynthetic process; flavonol biosynthetic process; auxin export across the plasma membrane.
UAAAUAGGCCGGAGCUCUUUAAGCUCUUUAACUACCUCUACCUUCCCUCUUCACAGUAAUAGUACAGAUCUCCUCUUGUCUCUACGUUUGUCUCUUCGCCUGCUUUGUUUCUUUGGUUCUCUCACAUUGUCUGGAGAAUCUUCAACAACAAAGCAAAUACCAAAGAAGAAAACUGUCGUGGAAUGGCUACCGCAUACACGCCAAAGAACAUCCUCAUGACAGGAGCUGCUGGUUUCAUUGCAUCUCAUGUGUGCAACAGGCUCAUCCGGAACUACCCUGAUUACAAGAUUGUUGUUUUAGACAAGCUUGAUUAUUGUUCAAACCCUAAGAACCUCAAUUUCUCGAAAUCAUCUCCCAACUUUAAGUUCAUUAGAGGAGAUAUUCUCAGUGCUGACUUGGUCAACUUCAUUCUCCUAACUGAAAACAUUGAUACUAUUUUGCACUUUGCAGCACAGACUCAUGUCGAUAACUCCUUUGGCAACAGCAUUAAGUUCACUGAGAACAACAUCCUGGGUACUCAUGUUCUUUUGGAAGCCUGCAAAACCACUGAUCGAAUCAAGAGGUUUAUACAUGUAAGUACUGAUGAGGUUUAUGGAGAAACUGAUGAGGAUGCAAUGGUGGGAAACCAUGAGGCAUCUCAGCUCCUGCCGACUAACCCAUAUUCUGCCACUAAAGCUGGGGCAGAAAUGCUUGUUAUGGCAUAUGGCAGGUCUUAUGGUUUACCUGUGAUAACUACUAGAGGAAACAAUGUUUAUGGGCCCAAUCAAUUUCCUGAAAAGCUGAUUCCAAAAUUCAUCCUCUUGGCAAUGAGAGGACAACCUCUUCCAAUUCAUGGGGAUGGAUCAAAUGUGCGGAGCUAUCUCUACUGUGAGGAUGUUGCCGAGGCAUUUGAAACUAUUCUCCACAGAGGUGAAGUAGGCCAUGUGUACAAUAUUGGGACGAAGAAAGAAAGGAGAGUGAUUGAUGUGGCCAGGGAUAUCUGCCAACUUUUCUCUUUGAACCCGGAUACCCAAAUUAAGUUUGUGGAGAAUAGGCCUUUUAAUGACCAGAGAUACUUCCUGGACGAUCAAAAACUGAAAGACCUGGGUUGGCAUGAACGGACUACAUGGGAAGAGGGUCUGAAGAAGACAAUGGAAUGGUAUAUUAGCAAUCCUGAGUGGUGGGGUGAUGUUUCUGGUGCACUUGUCCCCCAUCCAAGAAUGCUGAUGGUGUCUGGAACUGAGAAAGAAUUUGAUGGGCUUGAUAUUGGAAAUUCCGCUUUGACAAAUAAUUCUAGUCAAAGCAGAUUAACGAUGGUUCCAGCCCCUAAAAGUAAGGAGUCACUGAUAGAAAAUAAUGGCUUCGAACCAAACAAGAAAACUUCUUUCAGUGGAGUGGCAAAUUAAGCAUUUCAUCAAGUUAAACCCCAAGAUUGAUCUCUGCACUUCUUUGGGUCAUAGGGUUUGGAAUAUUUUAUUGAGUAAUGCUAUAUUUACACCACCCAUUACACCAUUUUCAUGGCAUAUCCCACAUUCACACAAAUUUUUAAUUAUUUUAAAUUUUUAAUAUUAUAAUAAAAUAAUUAUUAGUAAAAUAGU